CCGUCAAAUGCAGCAGUGAGGAGCCCGCGCGAGACACUGGCAUGCACCUCGCCUCCAAGCUGCCCGCAUCAACCCUGUGUCGGACUGCUCUUGCUGUUGUGGCGUUUGUGGCCGCCUUCGCCUUCAUCCUGGUGAGCUACUUCGGCGGCGGCUCGUCGACGCGCCUCUCGUACCGCUGGGUGCGCCUGCAGCCUUCCGCUCGCCGGACUGCGCCCCAGGCCCGGCCCGCCAACGGCAGCACGGCACGCGUCUUCGACAUGGACGGCUCGGACGUGAUCGUGUUCCUGCAGAUCCAGAACGCCGGCGCCAACUUCUUGGAGCGCCGGCUCAUCGAAGACCUGGACCUAGCGCGGCCGUGCGUCUGCCGCAGGGGCAGGAAGCUGUGCCGCUGCCGCCGGCCCCACAGGGCGGGCUCGUGGCUCUUCAGCCGCUACACGCUGGGCUGGAAGUGCGGAGUGCACCCGGACUGGACCGAGCUCGUCGGCUGCGUCGACCGGGUGCUCGACGAGGACGAAGGGAGCCCCGUUAAGCGGAGGUACUUCUACAUCACGGUGCUGCGGGACCCCGUGACUCGGUUCCGCAGCGAGUGGCGCCGCUUCCACCAGAACCGGGGCUGGCACGGGGCACGGCCGCACCCCUGUUCCGACGACUCGCCAGCGGACGCCCCCACAUGCUUCGAGGCCCGCCGGCCGGACAACGUCUCCUGGGCCGAGUUCCUGGCGUGCCCGGCCAACCCGGCCCUCAACCGGCAGACGCACAUGCUCGCUGACCACGGCCUGGUUGACGGCUGCACCCGCAACGGCUCCGUGGAUGAGCCGCUGGCCGGCGGCGACCGCGACACGGUCUUGCUGGCCAGCGCCAAGCGCAACCUGCGCCGCAUGGCCUUCUUUGGCCUGGCCGAGUUUCCCCGGCUCUCGCAGAGCCUCUUCGAGGCCACCUUUGGCGUCCGGUUUCGGCGGACAACAGUGCGGCAGCGGGGGUUCCUACGGAGCCGCUGGAAGGGGCGGCCGCGGGGUCCCCGUGGGGAUGCAGAGGCCGUCGCGUCUGCCAACGUCCUGGACGUGCGAUUGUAUGGCUACGCCAAGGAACUGCUCUUCUCACGGUUCCGUGCCCUCAAGGAGUCUAACCCCGACGCGGAGGAGGACAAAGCGGCGGGCGAAGGGAACUGGGCCGAGGAAGAAGACUUCUUCGACAACCUUUAGGUGCGGCCGAGUGCCUCACUACGGCGUUCGUAAAGCGUCUCCGACCGGUUUGCAUACUGCGUCCUCGAAUGUGGUCCCUCGACUUCGGCCCGGCAGCGUCGUACGAGCGUUGCACUGACCCCCACCAGGAUCCUGGCAGUAGUACGGCAGCGAAAGGGGAUGUGGCAGGCGCCGUUUUAGCCGUAGGAUGCUCUCUAACUUGACAGUGCACGGAUGCUUUGGCAGCCAGAAGUUGGGGCGCCAUGACGAUGGCGACUCGCAUUCGCUCAUACUUUUUGCCACGACUUCUGUGACCAACUGCCAGGAUCACAACGACGUCGCAUGCCAGCCUUUGUGACACCAUUUGCUGCCACUUUGGGACCACUUUCGGCGUGUGGUGGGUGAUGUAGGACGCCAAACGUACCAGUCCAAGACGUGAUCCUUGCAUCGUAGCCCACCGUGGAAAGAGGGGGACGCUUUCCAUGGCCCCUCUCGCCUCCCGUUCACUCCUGGGCCCGCCCGUUCGUUGGUUUGUUGUCAUAUUUGCCCUCUCCGAUGUCUUCUAACAGUGCCUUUUCUAAAGAAGGGAAUUGCUAAGUUAUAUCUUUGCAAGUUUCGAUAGUUGGCUUGGGUUGUUUUUUUUUAAUCGGCCUCCCGGUGUAUUUUUUGCAGUAUACGAGCUUUUGCGAGGCCGCUGCAAAUUGAGAAGGUGUCGUCUCGAACCCGCAUCGUCCCCACGCCACGUCCGGUGUCAACGCUCCCUAUUGGGCGAGUGGUCAAAGUGUGUCGUACGGUGAAGAGGAGGAACGAGGUUGAGUUGAGCUGGGCCUCCAUUGGUGCACUCGAGAAAUGGGCAACUUUUUUUGCGCAUUUCUUACGCUAUUUGCAAGAUUGAUAGUCUAAUUUGUUGUGGCACGCUGAUUCCCCCAUUUAUGUGUGUGCGAUCGGACUUCCCAGUGUGAUGGUGAGGAUCGCUGUGUUUUGCUCGUACGAAGUGUGCACCUGCCCACGCCUUCAAACUUUCAGCAAGACUCCUGAUAGGUAGCUGGCAAACACAUGCAUGUGUUUUUAUAUAUGGCAUUUGUAGACACGUAUUUAGGGCUCCCGAUUUGUGUGGGUGCAUCAAAGAUGGUUGUUUUGUAAAUAUGCCAGCAAUGCAUUUCUGGCCACUUAUACUAGUAUAUUUUUACCCUCUUAUGUAGAGGUGUGCGAAUAUUUGGAACAGAAUAAUUCGUAAGGCUGUUGGAUUUGCAGGGCUGCUGGAUUAUAUUUUCAAGGCUGUUGGAUUAUAUUUUCAAAUAUUGAAUAUUUGAAAAUUUUAAUUAAUGUCUUCAAAACUCCACUUAUUUCUCGAAUCGAGCUUCACCGUUUGGACCAGUGCUGUCACGUCGGGCUUUGCACUGGCGCUUGUCCAUCAAGCUUCAUUGCCUUGCACCGGCGUGGUCGGAGAAGCGGCUCACAUGGAAGCGCAUCUUGAUUAGCUCGAUGAUCUUGGAAAAUUUUCUUACUAUUGUAGAUUGAUUUGAAUGUAUCAAUCUAUAGUUGGUUUUACUUCAUGCGCGAGCGAAGCUGAAGCUACAAGCAUGAGCAUGUUGCCCUAUACAGUGCUUUCACCGCACGAGCGCGCAAGCUUGGCUGGGAUGUCGAAAGCUCGGAGCUCACACUUGUUGCUUCUGCCACGCUAGCGCUUAAAGGCUGACGUACACUGCACUUUCCCGUUUUGCCCGCUUCCUUCUGAUAUCCUCUCCACACUUUACCUUGCCCAACUUGUUUCCCCCUCGUAGCUUAGGAGAGGGGAGUGCUAAGAAGAUUAUCUUCCCUGCAGAAAACCGAGGUUGUAUGUCAGCCUUUAAAGAGAAACGGAAUAUAACAGUGAGACGAGCCAACCACACCGUUGUUUAACUACGGUUGUACAUAGCGUGCGCUUAGAAGCCUCAAGGCCCCAAGGUACUAUUGGCAAAACAAAUUUCAGCCACAGUGUAUUACACUAUCCAGGCUCGAUUUACGCAAAAUAUAUUUCAAAAUAUCUCAUUUGAUUGGCACUAAAU
Ixodes scapularis (black-legged tick) is the source of this 3229-nucleotide messenger RNA. Its product is annotated as heparan-sulfate 6-O-sulfotransferase 3-B. NCBI's taxonomy places the organism in Eukaryota, Metazoa, Arthropoda, Arachnida, Ixodida, Ixodidae. Gene Ontology annotation, cellular component: membrane. The record is from RefSeq and is a predicted model, not a curated record. Gene Ontology annotation, molecular function: heparan sulfate 6-sulfotransferase activity.